This is a messenger RNA of Lotus japonicus, 630 nucleotides long. RefSeq lists its product as uncharacterized. The coding region runs from base 1 to 630 and encodes 209 amino acids. The transcript has a single exon. The record is from RefSeq and is a predicted model, not a curated record. Lineage: Eukaryota; Viridiplantae; Streptophyta; Magnoliopsida; Fabales; Fabaceae.
AUGAGAGAGGAAGUAAGUGUGUUCAACUUCAGGAAAUACCAGUCUGAUAAGUGGCGGUGGUCGCUGAACCAUGAGGGGAUUUAUACAGUUAAUAGUACUUACUCUUUUUUGCAAGUUUGUGAUGAAGGUGAAGCUGAUCGGGCUCUUAAACUCAUUUGGGCAGCUCUAGUACCGUCCAAUGUAAAGGUGUUUGCUUGGCGGCUGAUGUUGGACCGUUUGCAGAGUAGACAACAACUAUUGAGAAGAGGGGUGUUACAUGCUCACGAUGAUGUGUCUUGCGAUUUCUGUCAUGUGGAGGUCGAAACUACUGCUCAUCUAAUGUCCUCCUGUCCGCUGUUGCGUGGUUUCUGGGAUGUAUGUAGUGCUUGGCUCGUGAUUCCGAAUGUCUCGCUUGUCUCUCCUUGUGAUCAUUUGCUGAAUUUCCCUUGUCAUGGUCGGACUCAGUCUCAAAAGAUGGGUGAGAUUGUUGUUUGGCUUGCUGUUGUUUGGUCUAUUUUGCCACAUCGAAAUGAAAUUAUAUUUGGAUCUGUUGAGUUUGACAAGGAGGCUUUGGUGGAUGUUAUCCAAUUUCGUUCGUGGCAUUGGAUCCGUCAUAAGAUGAAGGGUGUUGGCUUCUCAUUCUUUGAAUGA